GAAGUUCGUUGGCUGUCAGAGCCAACAUGGCGGCGUCCGCAGCCGAUGAAGACGCCACAGAAAAUGUGGCAGAGGAGCCUUUAAAUCCCGUUUUAACAGACUGUCCUGACAGUUCGUGUUUUUCGGACCUUUCCGACGAACUCCGUGACUGCGUGGUGAAGUUUAUCGAGACGGAUGUGGGCAGUGACGUGAAAUCCCUGAAGAACGUCGGCAGUCUGCUGGACAAAUUAAAAGAGGACAAUCGAAAAUUGGAAGAGCAGGUGUUGACCGUGUCCAGCUCAGUGCCUCCCCAGGUGUGUGCGGCUCUGGCUGCUGCCGAAGAUGCCAGGUCUUCUUUGGAAGAACUUCUGCAAAGGGAGAAACUCCUUUCUGCAAAACUGCAACAGCACCUCCAGAUGGCCCAGCCUUGGAUGGACACUCUCAGCCAGAAACUGAUCCAAGUGGAGACAGUAGAAAGACACAUGAUGUACCUCCGUUGCCUUCACCACAUCGAAGAGCUCAGCGCCGUCGUCCAGCAGUGCCUGAUGACGAGCAGCGUGUGGGAGGCCAUCAGGGCCGUGGAGAGCAUGGCGGCGAUGGACGCCGGCCUGACCCAGUCCAAAUGCUCUCACCUGCGCGACUUCCUCCGGGAAACUCUUCACUUCUGGCACAAGAUCAUCAAGGAUCGACUGGCCGGGGAUUUGGAGAAGGUGUUGACCCAGCUCCACUGGCCGAUCAUCUCGCCUCCGACCCAGUCCCUCACGCCCACCGCCAACGGGCAAGAGCUGGCCAGCCAGCUGGAGCUUCUGGUCACACAGUUGCUGGCCCUGCAGACAUCCGACGAUCUCGUCUCUCAGAGGACGCCGCCCCCCUCCAAAGCCGAGAGCCGGCCAGUUCCUUCUCCGCUCUGCCUCCCCAUCCAGAUCAUGCUGCAGCCGCUCGGCAAGCGGUUCCGAUACCACUUCUACGGCAAUCGACAGACCAACUCCCCCAGCAAGCCAGAGUGGUACCUGACUCAGGUGCUGAUGUGGAUAGGCUACAGCACAAGCUUCAUGGAGGAGAAGAUCCAACCUAUCCUGGACCGAGCUAAUGCCGCCAUCAAUGCCAGGGCGGAGCUCUGUCGAGGCCUUGUGUCCUUAGUCCAGGAGAAGGUGGCGGGCGACGCGUCCCGCCUGCUGCACGACGACACUCUCUUCUGCCACCUGGUGGAGGAAGUCCUGCAGUUCGAGAAGGAGCUGCGGCGCAACCACUCGUACCCGGCGCCUCUGCCGGGCCUGCUCCACCUGCUGCUGGAUGACGCCGUCCUCCAAAAGUGGCUGACGGUGGAGAAGAAGACGGCGUUGGAGAAGGUGGACGCCAUGUUGUCGGCGGAGGGCGCCUGGAGCUCUCAGUACAAAGACAUCCGAGACAUGGAUGAGUUGAAGUCCCCGGAUUGUGCUGAAAUGUUCAUGACUCUGCUGGAGGUCAUCACAGACCGCUACCGGGAAUUACCUUGCCCGUCCGCACAGCUGAAGUUUCUGGAACUGCAGAAGGAGCUGGUUGAUGACUUCCGUAUACGACUCACGCAGGUGAUGAAGGAGGAGUCGCGCUGCCCGCUGGGUCCGCGCUACUGCGCCAUACUCAACGCCGUCAACUACAUUUCCACCAUCCUGACGGACUGGGCGGACAACGUGUUUUUCCUGCAGCUGCAGCAGGCGGCCGUGUCGCUGGGGGACGAGGCGGGGACGGGAAGCCUCGGGGUGACGGAGAUGGGUCGCCUGGCCUCCCUGGAGAGCUCGCUGUUCGACGGCCUGCUGGCCCUGCUGGAUCGGCUCCGAGGAGACAUGAUGGGCCGGCUGCUGGACGGCAUCAUGAGGGACGUCACGGAAAAAGCCAAAGCGUACUGCCGAGACAGGUGGUUCUCUCAUCCGUCCCAGCAGGACCUGUCGGCCACGUCUCUGUCCAGUUCUGCGUGUCCCAUGAUGCUUUGCGUCAGGGACAGUCUGUUGAACCUGCAGCAGGUUUUGAGCUUGUCUCUGUUCCAGCUGGCUUGGCAGGGUCUCGCUGAGAGACUGGACAACUUCCUCUAUCAGGAAGUGGUCCUGUCCAAUAAUUUCAGCGACGGAGGAGCAGCUCAGCUUCAGUUCGACAUGACCAGAAACCUUUUCCCUCUUUUUGGUCACUACUGCAAACGCCCUGAAAACUUUUUUAAGCACGUGAAGGAGGCGUGCAUCAUCUUGUGCCUCAACGUGGGUUCCGCUAUCCUGUUGAGGGACCUGAUCAAGGAGUCGUCUUCGGCGGAGAACGGCGGGGAUUGGACGGGAAGGGACGAGCCCUCGCCGCAGUCCGCCCUGAACGAGUUGGGAGUUUACUACUUGGCCCCCUGCGACGCGUUAAUUCUCCUUAACCUCAGAGCCUCCUGGCCCGGACAGUGA
Molecule: messenger RNA, 2393 nt
Organism: Syngnathoides biaculeatus (alligator pipefish)
Lineage: Eukaryota; Metazoa; Chordata; Actinopteri; Syngnathiformes; Syngnathidae
Gene: rint1
Product: RAD50 interactor 1
Exons: 15
Coding region: 27-2393 (788 amino acids)
Biological process (GO): endoplasmic reticulum to Golgi vesicle-mediated transport; regulation of ER to Golgi vesicle-mediated transport; retrograde vesicle-mediated transport, Golgi to endoplasmic reticulum
Cellular component (GO): Dsl1/NZR complex
Source: RefSeq, a predicted model, not a curated record